GGGGGGAAAAACAAGUGUGUGGAGCCAAGAAACAGUUCUGACCUCAGUUACUGGAAUUAAGCAAGGUGCAGUUUUAAAGAGUUUCUAAAGUGUGGGUGACCACGACAAGAUGAACACCACUGACCCAGGCUCCGACUUCACCUUUACCUCCAACACAGAAAAUGUGACUCUGUCCAACCUGACAACCAUCACCAUCUCUCCUACCACCUCACAGCCUCCAUCCUAUUCUUCAGACCACUACGACCCAGAAUUCACCAUCAUGGUAGUCCUUGGCUUAUCGCUGUUGCUGGCAGGGUUAGCGGUCUUCCUGGCAGUGUGCCGACCCUCAGAUCAGGAUGGAGAUUCAGAGGCGAGCUGUGGCCCAGGAGAGAGCUUGACCCGCGGGAGAAGCCAAUCCAGCGAGCCCCAGCUCAAAGUGUGGAAGAGGCUGGGCUCAUAUCGACGUUCAUACAACCUCUCCUUCAGACGUCCACCCUAUCGCAGACCGCACGAGCAUGAGAGCACACAUGCCUCCCAAUCUCCGAUCCAACAGACACCGCAGCCAGAGGCCAGUGUGGAAACCCACCUCACUAUGCCUUGUCUAUUUGACUAUGUCACCGAAAUCUGA
Scatophagus argus is the source of this 607-nucleotide messenger RNA. RefSeq lists its product as uncharacterized. Bases 110 to 607 code for a protein of 165 amino acids. Lineage: Eukaryota; Metazoa; Chordata; Actinopteri; Scatophagidae. The transcript is spliced from 2 exons. The record is from RefSeq and is a predicted model, not a curated record.